This is a messenger RNA of Rodentolepis nana, 546 nucleotides long. NCBI's taxonomy places the organism in Eukaryota, Metazoa, Platyhelminthes, Cestoda, Cyclophyllidea, Hymenolepididae. The record is from the annotation of a GenBank genome assembly.
AUGGUGAAAGAUUUACGUAUUGGCAAUCAUGUAGAAUUUACAUCACAUGAUGGAAAAAAUUUAAGUGGAGAAAUAUUGUUUUCUGAUGAAGUUUUAAAGUACUUCGUUAUUCAGCAACCUACGAAAAAAAAUGGCCACAAUGCUUUCGACGUUUAUCUUUUUCCUCACGACAGUGUGAAAGAAGUGCGGGUGACGAAGCAGAAUGGAAACGUUCGAUACCCCGAGAUCGAUCUUGACAAAGUGUCCGCACGCAGUCGAUCAAAUCAAAAAACUGCACAGGAGCGCUUAAAACUUUUUGAAGCUGGUGUUCCGAUGGAAGUCAGAGAUUUAUUUGAUGACUUAUCAAGGACUCUCCCGGCUUCUGAACAUUUACAAGUGCGAUGGAAAAACCCCUCCAUUCAUGUGCUGGAGUAUACUGUUAUCAAGCCUCCUUAUACUGCUGAAAGUGUGCAAGAAAAAACCGAUUCACAGAAAGCAAAACCAGAACGGGAUUACGUAAAGAAAUUAGUCGAAAAAUUCUACUCCGAGCGCAAAAAGUCCUUGUAG